GGUGGCUGGGCUCAGCAUUAUUCAGCUGGACGCCUUCACGCAAACCACAACGGGCCGCAAGACUGAGCACAUAGUGGGCAUAGUGCAGAGUCCAGAAGGGAACCACAUGCUGUUCAUCAAUGUGCUGUACCGCAAGGAAAGAUUAAAAGGGUUAUUUACCUGGCGUCCUCGUAUCAUCCAAUCUCAACCUCUGGACAUCACAGCAAUGCAAUCCAACACGCCUACCUUGCACUCACUGCAAGAUGAAGCUUUUCCUACCAAACUUUUUCCAGAUAAAACAAGAAAUUUGUGGGGCGCCACAUUGAACGUGGGUACGUUCAACUUUCCUCCAGCUGUGAUAUAUCGACGUGAGAACAACGGCAGUGAAGGUCACUGGUACGGUGACAACAUCUUUCUGGCGGAGGCCGUGGGGGAUGUUCUGAAUUUCUCUCUACGUUAUAGGAGGCCUCCCGCUGGCGAGUUCUGGGGGAAGCUGACAGUGAACGGGUCGUGGGACGGUCUGGUCGGCAUGUUGGCCCGUGGAGAAGCUGACAUCGUCCUUGCCAACCUUUUCGUCGCUAAUGUGAAAGGGCGGACGAAGUUCCAGGAGUACACUUUCCCACAUGGCCAAGUGGAAACUUGCUUUAUGGUAAAAAAGCCGUCACCAUUACCAAGAUGGCAAUCCGUGUCACUGCCUUACACCUUAGAAGUGUGGCUUGCUGUGAUGGGCGUGAUUCUCCUGGCCGGACCACUUCUGCACACCCUGGCAUACUCUUCAGUUUCCAGGGACGGGGAUAAACUGGCAUGCCGGUCACUACCGUAUCUCAGCCUGUACACACUGGCCAUGCACUUUAGAGUCUCGCAGACCGUUCUCCCGCUUCGCACCAGUCUGCAGGUGUUUGUGGUGUUUCUCUGGGUGCACAUUAUCAUCGUGACGGUAGCAUACAGCGCCAACCUGACGGCCUUCUUGACGGUUGAGCGCAUUCCCGAGGGAAUCACGUCACUGAAGCAGCUCUAUGAUUCCAAGCUUUUCGUCUAUGGCAUCGGUGGUCCCUUCUUUGCGGACAACAUGGCGGAGUCUGGUAACGAAUACGUAAGAGGUUUGGUAAGCCGCUUCGUCCCAAUGCCGAGCUCGGAGAUAAUCUACAGCCACUUGAUGAGAGGCCGCGGUGUACAUAUUGAUGCACUCAACCAUCUUUCCUAUGUCAAAUCACUGUACACUGACUCACGUGGUUUCUCUACCUUAAGAAUCAUCCAGGAAUGCUUCCAGCCUUACAGUGUGGCCAUGGGAGUCCAGAGUCAUUCACCACUUAAGAGAAAUUUCAACAUUGUGAUAAACUGGAUAUUCGAAGCCGGCCUCGUUAGUAGGUGGUUUGAAGAGACGCUCACUCUAGUGAAAAAGUAUAAGAGAGAAGACUCAGGUUCUCCAAGUGAAACAGAGAAGAGCGAGGUUGAGGAUUCUUCGGAAGAGACAAUCUCUCUCACUAUGGAACACCUGCAGGGCCUGUUUGUCAUCCUGUGCAUCGGCUUCGCUACUGCUGCUAUGUUCUUCAUUGUGGAAUUUUUUGCAAGAAAAAAAUAUAAUUGAA
Scylla paramamosain (green mud crab) is the source of this 1568-nucleotide messenger RNA. Its product is annotated as ionotropic receptor 93a-like. NCBI's taxonomy places the organism in Eukaryota, Metazoa, Arthropoda, Malacostraca, Decapoda, Portunidae. The record is from RefSeq and is a predicted model, not a curated record. The coding region runs from base 107 to 1567 and encodes 486 amino acids. The transcript is spliced from 10 exons. Gene Ontology annotation, molecular function: ligand-gated monoatomic ion channel activity. Gene Ontology annotation, cellular component: membrane.